This is a messenger RNA of Astyanax mexicanus (Mexican tetra), 6559 nucleotides long. RefSeq names its product protein sel-1 homolog 3. Gene Ontology annotation, molecular function: protein binding. The record is from RefSeq and is a predicted model, not a curated record. Bases 1 to 3147 code for a protein of 1048 amino acids. The transcript is spliced from 23 exons. Lineage: Eukaryota; Metazoa; Chordata; Actinopteri; Characiformes; Acestrorhamphidae.
AUGGCAGUGUUCGUGCACAAGUUAAUUGCGAUGUACGUGGAUUUCUGCCUACGCACGGUACUCGUCCAUUUAUGCUUCAGCCAGGAAGCAUCCAGUUCAGUCAAGUUUUUAAACCCACCUGAGGUGCCGGAGUCAGUCUACCCUAUGGAGGUCCAGUACUCCUGCAGUGGGCCCUUAAUGGUUCAUGUACAGGUUUUAGUGUCUUUUGAUACUGGAAGCACUGUAACCAUCUUCCACAGGUGGUGGCCCUGCUUACCUGGUCCAGAGAAAAUCAGACCUGUGUUACUUCAUUUCCCAGACUGGCUGGUGUAUCACCCAGACUGGAUCAUAGAUCAGUCAUCCUGGGUGCUGUCGUGUCUUUUACGUAGCUGGGUGGGCAGCAGUGCAAGUGUAGAACCUGGCCGGUCACCUUCGGCCAGUGCGGUGGUUGCCAUGAACGUCCAGAAUCCACUGAGCCGGCCUUUUAAACAGCACUUAUUAUGUCCCAGCUGGAACACAGAGAUACGUUGGAAGGUGUUUGGAGAUAGAUGGCAGUGCCUAAAAGAAGAUGAGACACCAAGUCUGCUGUCUUCAUUAUAUGGAUCCACUGGGGAGCAUUUCGGCAUCACCAAAUCUCUCCAUCCAUUUAGGAAUGAAAUGCUAGAAGGCCAGCGGAUAAGGGCAGUUUCAUAUCCCUGGUGUGCCUUUACAGUCUGGGUUUUAUUAGAGCAGCCAUGCAGAGACCGUCUGUGUGGACUCUUCCAUCAUAUAGACUCUAAAGAGAACUAUGCCACACCUACUGUGUUCCUCACAAGAACAGGUCAGCUUCAUGUGCAGUUACAAGGAGAGGGUGGUCUAUCCUCAGCGUUUCUCUCUCCUUUCACUCUGCCUGUAGGCCUGUGGUGUCUUCUCACACUGGAGCUGAAGGGCAGAAUGGGAAAAAUCACAGUCUCCUGCACUGAUGGAGAUAAAGAUCCUCUUGUUUACUCUUUCGAGCACAUGUUUAAUAUAGCAGUGAUGCUGGAUGAUACAGAUGGCUACUUUGUGAUUGGUGGAGGAAAAUAUGUAAGAGGAAUUGAGGGCUUUUAUGGUCCCGUCAUAUACCACCGCACAAGGAUUCCUUCAACUAACCUGGUGCUUCAGCUCCCCUGGCCAGUAAGGAUGGUGAAUUUAUCAGGAUGGUUCGAGGCCUGUCAGGAGUUUAAACUAGAGGUUGAUCACAAAAUAGCUGAUGCUUCACGAGCAGUGAUGGUUAAAAGAGAGAGCUGUACAGAUGUAUACACCGCCCUGUUACUGAAAACCAAUACAACAUCCUCAAAAGCAGAAUGUAGCUCCUUUCAGCCACUCAGCAAACCACAGAGACGAAUGGUGGCUCAGCUGGUCAGGAUGCUAUCUGAAAAAAACGGCAUGGUUGAUCCAGAAUCUGUGGGCCGAGCUCUGUAUUCUGCUGUUCUGCGUAAGCUGAAUGCACAUGGCAGUGUGGAGGUGAUGAACAGACUGAUGCCCUCUCUCCUGCAAGCAGGAUGCUUAGGAGACAACAGAGCACUCCAUCUCUCUUCUGUUCUCUACAGCAGUGGACUUGGAGUUAAAAAGCAGCCCUAUAAGGCCUGGCUGCUGUCACUACUGGCAGCUCGUAAGGAUUAUAGACUGGCUCUCCUCCGCCUGGGGCACCUGCACCAUGUUGGUGACCAGACUGUACCUCCAGACCCUGACCUCUCCUACGCCUAUUACUCCAACAUCGCUAAGCAGACUUCAACAGAUCGACUCAACCCCUCCUCACAACAGACUUUCGUUGAGUCAGUCUUACUGAACGAUGAGGAAACACUGAAUGCCCAAACCAACACAAACGACGAUCUGUUUCACUGGCUGAAACUGCAGGCACGCAACGGAGUUGCAGACGCUGAGCAAGCCAUAGCCCGGAUGCUGUUCUGGGGGCAACAGGGGGUGACCUCAGAUAUCCAGACCGCUGUGAGGCACUAUGAGAGGGGAGCUACAAGACUGCAGGACCCUGUGUCCAUGUACGACUACGCUAUCGUUCUACUCACGGGCCAAGGAGUUCCGAAGGAUGUGCCCAGAGCCAUCACCUUUCUGAAAAAAGCAAUAGAACAGGGCUUUACUCCAGCUAUCACGGCUUUGGGCUGGUACUAUGAGCAGUAUGAGAGGAACUAUAAGCGAGCAGCAGAGCUUUGGGAACAGGCUGAUCACUUGGGGAAUCCUGAUGCUGCCAUGAAUUUAGGAGUACUCCAUUCCCAAGGCCUCUAUCCUGGACAAGCAGCAGACAAAGUUAAGGCUUAUAAAUACUUCUUAAAGUCAGCUCAGCGGGGCCACAUAAACGGAGGCAUUGAACUGGCUGAAAUCUGGAGUCGAGGGAUUUCUGGUUAUGUGCCUCGCCGUCCAUCAGAUGCAGUUCUGUGGGUUAAAUGGGCAUCUGAGCAGAAUGGAUAUCUUGGGACAGUCUUGAGGAAAGGCCUGAACGCUUAUCUUCAGGGAAACUGGUUUAUGGCCAUGAUUUAUUACCUGAUGUCGUCUGAGUGUGGAUUCAAGGCUGCUCAGUUUAACGUGGCAUUUCUGUGUGAGCACAGUCCUAGUGGAUCCUUAAAUUCAUCAUUUGUGACACAGUGUAUGCUACAGUACUACAACCUCUCCAUUCAGAGCCAGGAUCCUGACUCUUACGCGCUGGUGAAAAUGGGUGAUCUGCUGUAUGAGAAGCACACUGAGGGUCAAGGGGAUCUUUCUGCUGCAGCUGAAAUGUACAAAGAAGCAGCACUAAAAAACAACCCACAGGGUUGGUACAGUCUGGGUCUCCUUGUUCAGGAGGGACAGCGAUUACCAGCCACUGUACUCUCUCAGCUUAAUUUGCUGCAGCAUUAUUUUUCAGACAAGCACACACUUCUUACCACCCUGUACCAAAGAUGCCGAGACUCCAGCAGUGAUGAAGCACAUCUUCCCUGUACUCUUGCUCUGCUUGCUACACAUUUACAGUCCUUACAAUCUUUUGGAAAUUCGUCUAUAAAGCUGCUGAGUGUUGUGGCUGUUGCUGUUGCUACUCUCUCGUUCUUCAAAAUCAUCCCAGUGAUUCUCCGGCAGAGGUCAGCAUCUGUUCAGCAGAACUCUGUCCCCUCUGAGGCAGAGCAGCCUACAGAGCAGGAGGAGUCUUCAGGGGUGUGAACAGCUCUUUAUUGUCAUUGAUGCUCAUUCUUUGAGCAUCUUUCAACAUUCUCAGGUGGACACACACAGAAAUUACUUUAAAGUAUGAGUAAAGUUAUGAGAGACUUUUUUUUUAUUUUUGCUCCUGGACUCCUCUACACUGUUGUGGAGUGUAAUUCACUUUUACUCCACUGCAAUCACAAUUUAAGCACCCUUGUAGGACAUUUCACUGCUUUUUACUUGCAUUUUUGGACAAGCUAAGAGAAACAGAAGCAACUUUCGAAGUGUAGAGUAAUAUUAAAUCAAUUUGCACAAAUAUGACUCUGAUUACACAGCUUUAAACAGUUAUUUAUUACUAGUGAUUUUAUGCCUUUCCACCAUAUUUCCACAGUGCAAUAGUAGCACUCUGGCCCAUUGUGGCAAUAAUAAUGACACUAUUUCCCUAUUAUAGUUAAUGGAGCAUCAAUGUGGUUUUAAAGCUGUUUUUUUUAAAGAAAAUAAUAUACAGUACCAGUCACAAGUUUGGAAUAACACCUUCUCAUUUAAUGUUUUACUGAGUACUGAAAUUAUCCAUACUAUAAAGGAAGACAUAAGGAAUCAUAUAGUAACUUUAAACAAACCAAAACACUCUGGUGGCUCUUAUCUGGGGAGCUGUUAACUCAUGGAUGAACUUAAGCUGGUAACUCUGAUGAACUUAUCCUGGUCAACAGGGGUAACUCUUGGUCUCCCUUUUCUGGGAGAGUCCUGAUGAGUGCCAGUUUCAUCAUAACGUUUUUGAUGGUCUUUUUGCGACUACACUUAAGGAUGCUUUCAGAGUUGCUGAAAAGUUUUAGAUCAACUGAACUCAAUUUCUUAAAGUAUUUUUUUUAUAAUAUGGAUUGGAACAUUACUCAAGUAGGGCUAUUCAUUGUAUACCAACUCUGCCUCUUCACAACUUUACAACUGAUGCUCUCAAACACAUUAAGAGGCAACAAUUUAAAGUAAUAAACUCUUAAAAAGUUCAACACAGGUGUUAACUGAAAGCCAUUCCAGGUGACUUUACCUCAUAAAACUGACUGAGAAUCUGGCAUCUAAGCAAGAGGUGCCUUUUUUUUCAUAGUUGAUGAUUUAGUAUUAAUUUACAAUGCAGAUAUUUUUUAAGUAAUGAAAAAUCUCUGAAUUGAAAGUAUGUCCAAAUGUUUGACUGGUAUUGUGCGAAAUUACUUUUUUAAUCCAAAAUUUAUAUUUCUUAGUCUCAAACCUUAGAAUCCUUGUUGACCGGAGUUAAUACACACUGUUACACGAAAGCACCUAAAAGACACUAUUUCUGGUUAUACCAUCUCUUGUGUACUAUUAUUUUUUAUAUUUUUUUCUUUGUACAAGAUAAUGUAUCAAGUGGCCAUAUUUUGUUUAAUGAUAAUUGAAGCAGAUGAGAAACAGAUGCUUCAUUCAGUUUUAAUUGAUUAGUAAUGAGACUCUGAGGACAAAGAGCAGAACUGUAUUACAACUGCCCAUAGAAGCAGAAACAAAAAAAAAAACAAUAUUUCACACAUGAUCACAUAUUUAUAUUUUGUACUUAUUUUAAUUGAUGUCUAUUCAUCUUGCUUAAUGCUGAUCAGCUCUUCUAUUUUUUUUCUGUUCUGCUGAGCUUCAGACGCUGGUUUAAAGUAUGGUGGCCAUGUGGGCUCACUGUGUGUGUGUGUGUGUGUGUGUGUGUGUGUGUGUUUGGCAGUAAUAAAUGGCAUUGUGGCCACUGGGGAAAACUGCACUGACUGACAUGGGCAGCAGGUGUAUUCUGCUGAGUCACACCAGGACACGAAGAACACACAGUGCCGCUAAUUAAAACCCAGCUGACCCGCUGAUUACUGGAGGAGGGCGUAGUUUGUCCAGCCUUUAUGUGGGUGGUUGAAUUGUCCUGGGGACUUUGGCCAGUGAAGAACUGCUUGUGACCAAAGUGAUUAGGCACUUGCUGUGAAACCUUCAGCUUGAAAUCAGUUGGAAUGGUACUUUGUGUGUUAUUGGACUGGCUGAUAAAUUGACUUUUUCAAGCAGUUUUACAUGGAAGGACGUUAUGAGGCGUGGAUAUGCUGCUCUCACUUAAAACUGAUAGAAAAGUAGCCUCAAUCAUUCAAACUGACAGCAUUUUUUAACCAAAGAAGCAUACCUUCAUCUCAAUGGAGCAACAGCAUGCACCAACUGGGCGUAUUACAGGGCUUGGACAAUGAAUUUGAAACACCUGGUUUUAGACCACAAUAAUUUAUUGUCCUGACGGACAGUUCUGGUGGAAACAGGAGAGUUGAGGUGCACAUUGAAUUCUGCCGUGAUUUGGGCAGCCGUGGUUUUAUGUUUUUUGGAUACAAUCCGGGUUAGCACCCAAACAUCCCUUUCAGACAGCUUCCUCUUACAGCGUCCACAGUUAAUCCUGUUGGAUGUGGUUUGUCCUACUUGGUGAUAUGCUGACAUUACCCUGGAUACCGUGGCUCUUGAUGCAUCACAAAGACUUGCUGUCUUGGUCACAGAUGCUCCAGCAAGACGUGCACCAACAAUUUGUCCUCUUUUGAACUCUGGAAUGUCACCCAUAAUGUUGUGUACAUUGCAAUAUUUUGAGCAAAACUGUUAAAGCUCUUAUCCUGCUAAUUGAACCUUCACACUCUGCUCUUAUUGGUUCAAUAAUGUGCAAUUAAUGAAGAUUGACCACCAGGCUGCUCCAAUUUAGCCAUGAAACCUCCCACACUAAAAUGACGGGUGUUUCAGCUUCAUUGUCCAACCCCUGUAUAUUUUACGUGUUCAUCAUGUAUACUGUAGCUAUAAUAUUCUACUAUUUUUAAGUAGUCACUUGCCAUAUGCCUGUCAUGGGACAAGAGGUAGUAUUGUGUCCCAUGAAUUUUGACACAUCCUAUUAGUGGUGCGAUUCUCUCAGUGUCUGGUCCUAUUUUUGGGGUCAUGAUUUAAAUCAGAAAGGAUUUUCGGUUCUGAAACAAUUUUUUGAUUCAAAUGGUCUAUAAAUUCUGUGUAAAUGAUGUGAUUGAGAAGCUAAAAUGACAAUUUAAACAAAUAGAAUAUUUAUUUAAAACAAUAAUUAUAUGUAUCAAAUCUUUUUGCAACAUUUUAUAUUAAAUUUUUGCAAAUCUUAUAACCUUAAAAAUAAAACGCAGACUUCACAGUCUUUUUUUACUAUAUUGCAACGUGGCAACAUUUUCACAACUUAGCCUUAAAUAUUAAAUAUAUAGAACCUUUUACGGUGGCCAAGUGGAUGCGUUAUGCGGUAUGCAGUGCUGUUGGGAGUAGGAGCAACAAAAAAAAGAGGGGCAAAAAAUAAAACCUAAUCGAUUUUGUGACAUUUUGAAUUGAUUCAGAAUUGCCAGGACUAGGAAUCACAAUUCUUUAAAGAACCCUAUCUCAUAUGGUGGCUAAGUACACCACACCUUUACAUUAAAUAAUGAUAUGAUUUCUA